Messenger RNA from Coffea eugenioides, 2128 nucleotides. Its product is annotated as putative clathrin assembly protein At2g01600. Gene Ontology annotation, cellular component: clathrin-coated vesicle; clathrin-coated pit. Gene Ontology annotation, biological process: clathrin-dependent endocytosis; clathrin coat assembly; vesicle budding from membrane. The transcript has 15 exons. The record is from RefSeq and is a predicted model, not a curated record. Gene Ontology annotation, molecular function: SNARE binding; phosphatidylinositol-4,5-bisphosphate binding; 1-phosphatidylinositol binding. Lineage: Eukaryota; Viridiplantae; Streptophyta; Magnoliopsida; Gentianales; Rubiaceae. Bases 216 to 1904 code for a protein of 562 amino acids.
CAGUAACAGUAACUAUACCCCACUCUCUCUUUCCUCCGUCAACCGAACAAACAGAAAAAGAAAAAAUCCUCCCAUUCUAUUCUCUCCUUUUCUUCUGGGGCUCUAACAAAAGGAGAGAGAGCGAUUUCUACCCGAUUCUGAAGGAGAGGUUAGGCGAUCUCCGCGGCAAGGUUUCAGAGGGAAGGAUUAUUGGUAUUAUUUAUCAAUAGAGAGAAAUGGGGACGCUUCAGACAUGGAGAAAAGCCUAUGGUGCACUUAAGGACCAAACAAAAGUUGGACUUGCCCAUGUUAAUAGCGAUUUUAAGGAUUUGGAUGUGGCGAUUGUUAAGGCUACUAAUCAUGUCGAGUGUCCACCCAAAGAAAGGCAUCUUAGAAAAAUUUUGCUUGCCACAUCAGCUGUUCGACCGCGUGCUGAUGUUGCAUACUGCAUACAUGCGCUUGCUAGGCGAUUGGCAAAGACGCAUAAUUGGACGGUAGCAUUGAAGACACUGAUAGUUAUUCAUAGGGCUUUGAGGGAAGGUGAUCCUACAUUCCGGGAAGAACUUUUGAAUUUCCAGCAGAGAGGACAUGUACUACAAAUGUCCAAUUUCAAGGAUGAUUCAAGCCCUAUUGCUUGGGAUUGCUCUGGCUGGGUGCGCACUUAUGCUCUCUUUCUGGAAGAGCGACUUGAAUGCUUUAAGAUUCUCAGGUAUGAUAUUGAAGCUGAGCGUCUUCCUAGGCCAGCCCAAGGACAAGAAAAGGGUUACAGCAGAACAAGGGAGUUGGAUAGCGAAGAGCUUCUAGAGCACUUACCCUCUUUGCAGCAGCUGCUAUAUCGUCUUAUUGGAUGUCGGCCUGAAGGAGCAGCUGUCCACAAUUAUGUAAUUCAGUAUGCCUUAGCUCUGGUGCUCAAGGAGAGCUUUAAAAUUUAUUGUGCUGUAAAUGAUGGGAUUAUCAAUCUUGUUGACAAGUUUUUUGAGAUGCCUAGACAUGAAGCAAUUAAAGCCCUUGAGAUAUAUAAAAGAGCUGGGCAGCAGGCAGCAAGCCUUUCUGAUUUUUAUGAAGUUUGCAAAGGGUUAGAACUUGCCAGGAAUUUCCAGUUUCCUGUGUUGCGAGAGCCGCCACAAUCCUUUCUUGUGACGAUGGAAGAGUACAUAAGAGAAGCACCAAAGAUGGUGUCUCUUCCGGCGCAGCCCUUGGAAUACCCAGAAAGACUUUUGUUGACCUACAAACCCCAGGAAGAACCUUUACCUUCUGAGGAACCAGAAGUCGUGGCUGAUGAACCUAAGCCAGUGCCUUUAGAUGAUGCUGCUGUCUCAACUGCUGCGGUUGCUGCCCCAUUACCCCCACCUGCGAACAAGUUGCAUACUGAUGAUUUGCUGGGUUUAAAUGCCAUUUCACCUGAUGCAUCUGCUAUUGAGGAAAGUAAUGCUUUGGCUUUAGCCAUAGUUCCAUCCGGUACGACAGAUUCUAGUUCUGCUUCAAUAAAAGACUUUGACCCAACAGGAUGGGAACUUGCCCUAGUAACUACUCCCACCAGCAACUUAUCGUCCUCCCAGGAGAGGCAGUUGGCUGGUGGAUUGGACACGCUCACGCUCAAUAGUUUGUAUGACGAUGGAGCAUAUAGAGCCGCCCAGCAACCAAUGUAUGGAGUACCUGCCCCCAAUCCGUUUGAAGUGCACGAUCCAUUUGCAGUGUCAAAUAACAUUCCUCCUCCUCAUUCAGUUCAAAUGGGUGCUAUGCCUCAGCCUCAGGCAAAUCCAUUUGGUCCAUUCCAACCUGUCUAUCCACAGAACCAGCAGCAGCAACACUACAUGAUGAGCCAACAAAAUCCCUUUGGAGAUGCUGGUUUUACUGCAUUUCCUGUCAAUUCUGUUGGGCAUCCCCAGACAACCAAUCCAUUUGGGAGCACCGGGCUUCUAUAAUAGAAAAUGUUGCCGAUUCGGCUUAGUUGAUUUUGGUACAUUUUGGAAUGGAGAGCGGAGUGUGGGCUUGUGUAUUUUAUCCACAUGAUAGUAUAUGAUUUUGCAGCUUGUGUUGAGAAUGUAAAGGUAGUUGAUUGAUAAUGAAGAUGCUACUCUUUAGAUAGGGCUGAUUACACGAUUAAUAAGUGCUAAAUUAUCUGUGCCAAUUGAAUUAAAUCGGUUUA